AUACUUGCUUACAUUCAACUUUAUUAAUAAAUUAAAUGUUGCUGUAAUAAAGGUCUGUUUUUUUUUCUAUGCUCUGACCUUUACUAUUAUAUUAUGACUUCUCUUUUUUGUAUCUUAUUCAAUUGACCAUAACCAUUUUAAUUGUUAAUAGUGAUUACUUAUACAAUCAUUUUCUGCAAUAUAAACAAAACGUCCGGACAAAUUACUUCAACAUGACAACUCUAAGAUUACCAAUGUUAAUAUUCCCGUUAUCAUUUUGCCUAACUUUUUGGCUUUACAUGGGUCUUCCGUAUAUUAGUUGGCUCAUUAAUAUAACGACCACAAUCAUAGUUAUUGCCUCUAUUGCCUGGAAAUCAUCGUGUAUCUUAUCUAACGUGACUCAAGGAUCUCUUGAUGUAUCGAAUAAAGCAGUUCUGAUCACAGGUUGUGAUUCUGGUUUUGGUUACAUCACUGCAUUGGAGUUAAAUGAGAAAGGCUUCAAUGUUUUGGCUGGUGUCAAAGACAUAAAAGGAAAAGGAGCUAAUGAUCUCAAAAAUAGUUGUAAAUAUCAAUCUAGGCUCAAUCUAAUUGAAAUAGAUGUAACUCGAAAUGAAGAUGAGCUGAGCCGUCAUCUUUUAGAUGAAGUUACAUCAAUAUUAUCCAAUACCGGUGAUUGUUUAUGGGCCAUUAUUAACAAUGCUGGACUUUUAACUGUUGGCCCGAUAGACUGGGGAAACUAUCAAGAUUCAGUUGAAUCAAUUGUCAAUGUAAACCUUCUAGGUUGCAUGAAAAUUACUCGAAUAUUCCUGCCACUUUUGAAACAUUCAAGCUAUAGAGAUGGCUCAAGUGUCAUAGGUGCGCGAAUUGUAAAUAUGUCUUCAAUUCAAGGCAAAUUGUCUCUUCCAUGGACGCCAACUUAUGCAACAACCAAAAGUGCCAUUAUUUUUUACUCAAACUGUUUGAGACUUAAUGUUAAUCGGUUUGGUAUCAAGGUGACUACUAUUCUUCCUUAUAAAUAUCGCACACCAAUGGGAGAUACAAACCAGCUGAUAGAUCGUUUGGAUUCAAAUUGGCAAUCUUCAACGCAAGAUGUUAAAUCAUCUUAUGGUGAAUUUUAUUACCAUCGCUUAAGAAAUUUAUUAAAAUUAACAAAUGAAAGUGGACCAAGUUCAGGAGAUCCAAAGGAAAUCGCUUCCAAAGUUUAUCAAUGUCUAGUCACUCCAGAUCCUCCAAAUGAAAUAAUCUGUUCACCUUGGUGUCUUCGUCCUUUAUGGUUUCUAGUCGGACUUAUGCCACAAGAGCUGAUAGAUCUUGUUUUUGAUUAUAUCGAAUCAAAUUAUUUACAUGCCUAAUGAAGGAUGACCAAACAAAAUUUAAAUUCUUAUUAUCAAAGACUGAAAAAUCAAUCACUCCAAUUGGGCUCAAGCCCAUAAACUAAUCUUUUUCAUUGUGUGAUAAAACCAAUCAGAAACUAUGCUCGAUACCAACAAAUUUACUCUAUAAAACAAAAUUAUUCAACAAAAAACAUUUUUUCAGGCUUUUCAAUUAAAACCAACUUUUUAAUGUAAAUAAAUCUUUGUAAUUGAUCGUGAAUUACUGCUCAUCCCGGAAAAUAUACAAAUGUAUUAACCAGGUUCAAUUCUAGUCAAAUUUCAAUCAAUUUGAAAGCCACUUGCAGUGCUGUUCAACUUGAUAUAUUGUUCACUUGAUAACGUACUUUGUACACACAGAUUUACCACUUUCUAGGCAACCAAUUAAAUUGUCUAGUUAAAGGUUAAUAAUUCAAUAUCAUCAAGACAACUUGAUUAUUCUAUUAAACCUUGACACCCUAAAUAUUAAA
Tetranychus urticae (two-spotted spider mite) is the source of this 1819-nucleotide messenger RNA. Its product is annotated as 17-beta-hydroxysteroid dehydrogenase type 6. The record is from RefSeq and is a predicted model, not a curated record. Gene Ontology annotation, cellular component: intracellular membrane-bounded organelle. Gene Ontology annotation, biological process: steroid metabolic process. Gene Ontology annotation, molecular function: oxidoreductase activity. NCBI's taxonomy places the organism in Eukaryota, Metazoa, Arthropoda, Arachnida, Trombidiformes, Tetranychidae.